GUCAACAACGCGCGUGGUUGUCCAGAAGAGGAAGGCGCGAGGGACAACGGCCUCUCGUUCCUUCCCAAUUCGGUGGGUGCGUCGGCUGGGGGUUCCAUGCGGGGAUUGAACUGAUUGGCGAGGAUGGUUGGAGGAGGAAGUGAGGCUAUACGGAAUGGAUGGGAGGAGAGAUACGACUCGGAGGGUGGUGUUGACCCUCAGAUCAACUUGCCGGUUCGUAUCAGCUGCAAGUCUUUUCCGCGCAAGCCAUCCGAUGAGCCCUCGAAGCUCUCCAUACGCCGCUACUCUCAGUCUUGGAUGAUCUGUAUUGCUUCAUCUAUCUACUUCAAUGCCUCGGGCAUGUCAAGACGGGCAGACAGUAUGCGACUACGAUAUCCGAUUCUAUCAGGAUGUGUGGAGUAUACCGGACGACCGGCCUGCUUUCCCGUGGUUUGUUUUGAUCCCUGCGAAGCAACCAGCGGUGUCUUCAUUUCUGGUGGAUGGAACCAUCUGGACCGCAACGUCAACAUGCCCGGUGGCUCUGGGACGGAACCAGGUGCACUGGGGGGGGGGAUGUCGAUCCCCCAUUCCCCCAUGCAGGCAAUGAGCCCCCAGGAGAUGGGGUAUAACAGAACAAUCUAGACAAAAUUUCAAGGCCGGGGAGGCUACGAAUCCAAUCCCUACAGGUUCAUUCUAUACAGAUGACACCAUGCAACCCAACCAUCCAACCCAUGGAUUGAACCAGAGCAAGUUCCAAGGCAAAAAUAUACGCCAACGCACAAACGAUCGGCAUAGAUUCAUCGGUAUAUACCAGAC
Aspergillus heteromorphus CBS 117.55 is the source of this 795-nucleotide messenger RNA. RefSeq lists its product as uncharacterized. The transcript has a single exon. The coding region runs from base 124 to 621 and encodes 165 amino acids. The record is from RefSeq and is a predicted model, not a curated record. Lineage: Eukaryota; Fungi; Ascomycota; Eurotiomycetes; Eurotiales; Aspergillaceae.